Arachis stenosperma is the source of this 1166-nucleotide messenger RNA. Its product is annotated as ervatamin-B-like. The transcript is spliced from 2 exons. Gene Ontology annotation, molecular function: cysteine-type endopeptidase activity. NCBI's taxonomy places the organism in Eukaryota, Viridiplantae, Streptophyta, Magnoliopsida, Fabales, Fabaceae. The coding region runs from base 31 to 1050 and encodes 339 amino acids. The record is from RefSeq and is a predicted model, not a curated record. Gene Ontology annotation, cellular component: lysosome.
ACAAGCUUCUAUUUUAUUGAUUAGCUAGGCAUGGCUUUUAGUGAACAAAAACUAUUACUAUUCGUCAUUGUUGUAGUUGGGAUUUCCCAAGUGUUGUCCCGAAAACUCAAUGAUGAAGAAUCCAAUACUAUUAUGCUAGAAAGGCAUGAGCAAUGGAUGACUAAAUAUGGCAAAGUUUAUAAAGAUGAUGAGGAGAAGCAAGAACGGUUCUUGAUAUUCAAGAAGAAUGUAGAAUACAUUGAAUCCUUCAAUGCUGCUGGGGACAAGUCUUAUAAACUUGGUAUUAACCACUUAACUGACAAAACCACUAAGGAGCUUAAGGCUUACCUAAAUGGAUUCAAGAGGCCACUGAGGGUAUCAUCAACACCAUCAACAUUUAAGUAUGCAAAUGUUGAUUCCAUUCCUUCAUCCAUAGAUUGGAGGACUAAAGGAGCUGUUACUAAUGUUAAGGACCAAGGCGAUUGUGGAAGUUGCUGGGCAUUUUCAGCGGUGGCGGCGGUGGAGGGCAUCCACGCCUUAACCACGGGACAACUGGUGUCACUUUCCGAGCAACAAGUGGUGAGUUGUGACAUACACGGUAGGGAUAUGGGAUGUAGCGGCGGUUACAUGGAAGGUGCAUUUCAAUACAUUUGGAAAAACGGCGGAAUCAACAGCGACGCAAACUACCCUUACAACGCAACAGACAGUGUAUGCAAUGCAACGGAAGAAGCCUCCGUAGUUGCUCAGAUCAAAGGCUACGAGAUGGUUCCGGCGAACAACGAGACCGAGCUCAUGAAAGCUCUGGCUAACCAACCCAUAGCGGUUGCCAUUGAAGCAGAUAGUAUGUUCUCUUACGAAAGUGGUGUUUAUGAUGGACCCUGUGGAAUUGAGCUUGACCAUGGUGUUCUAGCCGUUGGUUAUGGUACUGAGAAUGGAACUGAUUAUUGGAUUAUUAAGAAUUCAUGGGGUACUGAAUGGGGUGAGAAUGGAUACAUUAGGAUGAAGCGAGGUAUUGGUGCUGGUCUUGGUUUGUGUGGAAUCGCCAUGGAUGCUUCUUAUCCCACUGCUUAAUUAAAAGAGUUACCUACCAUAUGUGUUUAUGUGUAACUAAUUUCCAUGGAAUAAUUAUCAUUAUAUGUGCGCUUUUUCAACUGGUGGAAAAUAAAUUUAUUUAAUAAUCAAUGAAU